AUGUAUAGAUAUGAUGUUGAAUAUCUAUUUCAAUUUUAUACAUAUGGCAUAGAAAAACAUUUUCAUCAACAUGUAUUUGAAGAUUUUCAACAAGAAACUCUUUGUGAUCAUGAAGCUGGUCAAUUAUAUGGUUUAGAAAAAUUCUGGGCAUUUUUAAAAUAUUCUCGAGAAAAACCAAACAUCAAUUCAAAAUUUGAAGAAAUUUUAAAAAACUAUAGAAAUCUUGAAGACUUUCGUGUUGAUGGUGCAUCAUUUCCACAACAAUUUUUUCCAACAAAAUCAAAUUAUACAUUCGAAGCAAUUGCUGCUGCAGUAGCAAAGAACAGUGAUACAUCAAAUUCAUUAAAACCCAAUGGUGAACAAUAUCUGAACGGUGCUCAUAUUUUUUCAAGUGGAUUUCGAUUUAUCGUUUUAAGAAGAAUUGAUAUUGGUUUAGCUAUUGGUGGUGGUGUGAUUAAUUCUAUACUUUUUAAUGUUGAUGAUGAUCAUCGAGAUGUUAUUUUUGAUUAUUUUCAAGGUGUUAAACUAGAUGUUAUUGAAGAAGGAACUCAUUUUAUGAUUUCAUGGCUCCAUAGACCAAUUAUAUUUGAUAUUCGUACACGACCACGAUCUAUUCUAUCAAUAACAGAAAUAAAAGAUUAUGAAGAACGUGUUUUAUCAUCGAUUAUUAAUGAAACACAUUUAAGUUUUAGACCUGAAUUCACAAGUGCUGUUGAAUUAAAACAAGUUGCACAACAAGAUGUUGGAAAACAACGGUUUUUAGUUGAAAAAACGGAACAAAGUCGUCGAGCAAAUGUUAUUGCAGCAGAAGGUGAUACUCGUGCAGCUGAUUUGAUUGGCAAAGUUUUAGAUGAAGCUGGUGAUGAUUUGAUCGAACUUCGACGAAUUGAAGCCACUGAAGAUAUUGCAAAUCAAUUAUCAAAAUCAAGAAAUAGCGUCUAUUUACCACAUGGUCCUCAAAUAUUACUUAACAUUACUGGUGCUAUGCAAUAA
Messenger RNA from Rotaria sordida, 993 nucleotides. The record is from the annotation of a GenBank genome assembly. NCBI's taxonomy places the organism in Eukaryota, Metazoa, Rotifera, Eurotatoria, Philodinida, Philodinidae.